AUGGAAGACAGUCCGGAUGUCUCGUCCUUGCGGGUGGACGAAGACGAAGAACAGCAUCCUGCCGCGACCGAGAAGUUAGCAUGUUAUCGCUGCCGCCAGCGCAAGGUGAAAUGCGACCGGGGGAGCCCGUGUGGUCACUGUGUUAAAGCUGGGACCCAAUGCUCAUACGCAAGCGGCCCCAAGCCGAGAGAAAGGCGACAGAGGGUCAUGGUCUCGAAGACAUAUGAUUCUAAAUUGGAUGAAAUAUCAAGGAAACUCGACGAGCUCAGCCAGAGGGUGCGCCAGUUGAGUCAUGAACCGACCAAAAGCAGAACCGAUAAAUCCUUCGACUUUAUGGACUCUAUCAACAUGCGCCAAGAGGAGCGCUGUUCAUCCUCCUCGUUCGGACCAACACCAUCAACUCCGUCACUCGGCUCUACACCUCACCAAGGCUCCCUGCCAUACAGUCCCACUGGUGCAGGUGUUCGUGAAGUGCACGGCAAAGCGGAGUACGAGGGGGAAUCGUCUCUUUUCGCCCACGCGAUCUUUGCUAGUCGGUUUCUGCAAAAUGCCAUUGACAGCGCGACUAACGCCGAGGUCGCGCACGAGAUGCAAGCCGUGCUGAACGGCCUCAAGACUGCCGUUCAUUCUGGGAACCAAAAAGCUGAUACGCUCAGUACACUUUAUCCUCAUGCUAAGGAGAUCCCAUCCGGCUCAACGACUCGGAAUCUUCCUCUACCGCCGAUUGACAAGGUGUUCAUGUGCUUACGUAUGGCCAGAGAAUACCCGCAAGUGGCCACGCUAUGGUUGGGGGACUAUAUUAAACCCAGCCAGUUCAGCGACUAUUUAAUCAAAGUCGCAUCGCCUGGUUCAGCGAGCGAAGCCGACUUGAUCAUCGUCCAUUGCGGUCUUUACUGGCUGUUCUGUGAAUGCUCCAAAAUCAUCCCGAACGAAGACACAAAACAAGACUACGACGCGCAGGCUUUCAUCUGCGCGGCGAACCUCGAGACGGUCCUUGCAAACCUUCGCUUUCAUCAGCCAACCGAUAUGGACUUCGCAUACGCGAUGGGCAUGGCGUCGCUGUACUGCCUUCAGAAGAACAAGCCAUCUGCCGCGUGGAACUUCAUCAAUUCCGCCUCGCACAUGGUACAGGCCCUGGGCUUGCAACAUAACGUUCCUGCCGACACAGAGGGGCCAGAAGAAACGGCCCAAAAAAGGAACCUAUUUUCCACCAUAUACAUGACCGAAAAGAUGCUGUCCCUCCGCCUCGGCCGAUCAUCGACCUUCCGAGACCAGGACAUCACUCUGAGCCAUUUUGGUAUGGAACAUCCCCAUGGCUCUUUCUUGGCUGAACUGGCCCCCGGUUGGAUCAACAUGGCGAGUAUACAGGGCCGGAUAUACGAUGACGUCUACAGUCCAGGAGCCCUCAGGCAACCGCCACACGUCCGCACGACUCGUGCUCGGGCUCUGGCAGCCGAGUUGAAAACGGCCAUGCAACAUGCGCAAGAUAUCCACGACCAUUACGAGGCGAGCAAAGGGCACGUGUUGGGCCUGGAUUACCACGAAAUCGCAAGACGUUCCGACCGAGUCAUCGGCCUUUCCAUGCUGACGCUUAUCUAUCGGAGUAUCUCCCCCGAGGAGCCAUCCACGUCCGCAUUUUGUCAAGAAUGCAUCGCCGCCGCCAGGGAUACCCUCCAUGAACACGACCAAUGCGUCGCUGUGAUCACCAAAGCGCGAGGGAAGACGGUGUUCCUCGAAGCAUACAUCAACUGGACCAUCACCCAAUCUCCCUUCAUCCCCUUCAUUGUACUGUUUUGUCACAUCAUCGAAACGUCGGAGGCCUCGGACCUCGAGCAAAUGAAAGGUCUCGUCGAGACGCUCGAGUCUACCUCGAAUCCCAGCGCACAUAGCACAUGCAGCAAACAACGUCGCCUCUUCCGGGCGUUGUACGACGUCGCAGCUAAGUACGUUGAGGUCAAAUCCCGCACAAGCGGUGGGCCAGGGGUAAUGCCUUGGCCGAUGGCUCGGCCGCAGUCUGCCGACGCAUUGGCCGGCACGACCUUGGACGGUCGUGGGCUUGAUACAUUGCACCCUGGCGGGAUGGCGGGAGACCUGGGGACCACGAAUACUGCAGAUACCCCUAGCCACAUAGCAUCACAUGAUGAGUUUGACAGGCACAGAAUAGGCCUUGUAGAUGGGCUGGUCGAGCCUACGGUAUUUGGGGAUGUGGACAUGGGGAUGGAUCUCUCGGGAGCUCAGCUUUGGGACUGGUUCAACAAGAACCAGGCUAUAAUGAGACUGCUAGAGGAUACAUAG
Molecule: messenger RNA, 2295 nt
Organism: Aspergillus caelatus
Lineage: Eukaryota; Fungi; Ascomycota; Eurotiomycetes; Eurotiales; Aspergillaceae
Product: putative C6 transcription factor
Exons: 7
Coding region: 1-2295 (764 amino acids)
Biological process (GO): DNA-templated transcription; regulation of DNA-templated transcription
Molecular function (GO): DNA binding; zinc ion binding; DNA-binding transcription factor activity, RNA polymerase II-specific
Source: RefSeq, a predicted model, not a curated record